AUGCCCAGUCAAUACGAAGAAGAGCGUACUUGGGAAGCGCCCAAUCACAACCAAUAUGAGGAAGAAGGCAAUGAAGAUGUUAUUGAAAACCCUGAGGAAGUAUUGCAUGAAUGUCUGGAAAAAUUCAAAACACCAGACUACAUUAUGGAGCCAGGAAUAUUUGGACAACUAAAACGAUACUUUCAAGCUGGUGGCAAUCCAGAGCAAGUGAUUGAGCAACUAUCCAUCAACUAUAAUGCUGUUGCACAAAUGGCAAAUUUAUUGGCAGAGUGGCUCAUAUUAGGAGGUGUGAAGGUAACAGAGGUCCAAGCAAUGGUUGAAAAUCAUUUAAAGGAUAUGAUUCUGAAAACAUUUGAUCCAAAAAAAGCAGAUACUAUUUUCACAGAGGAAGGUGAAACUCCUGCUUGGUUGACAGAGAUGAUAGAACAUCCAACAUGGAGAUCAUUGAUAUAUAGAUUAGCUGAAGAGUAUCCAGAUUGUCUUAUGUUAAACUUUACCAUAAAGUUGAUAUCAGAUGCUGGUUUCCAAGGAGAAAUUACUAGCAUAUCUACUGCAGCUCAGCAAAUUGAAGUUUUCUCAAGAGUUCUUAAAUCAGCUAUUGUUGGGUUCUUACAAAGUUCCGAUGACUGGCAAAAUAGUGUCAAUGAAUGUGCGAAAAUGGUCUGUCAUGGCGCUCAUACGUAUGUAUACAGCCAAGUUAUCGUGCAUAUUCUUUCACAAGAGCCCAGAGGAGGAGCAAUUAUGAAAAGACUUGGUCAAGAAAUAACGCGAUGUGCACAGCAAAGUGGUCAUGAUGUGACACCAAUAACCUUGGCGUUGACAGCUGGUGAAUCAUGGCGCAAUGCUCGUACAGCAUUGGCCGCUAUGUUGUCUCGUGGUGCAUUAAACCCAGCUGAUAUUUCGGUAUUAUUUCGGGCUUACACGCAAACCGAACCACCUCCAGUACAUCUUUUAAGAAUACCUCAGUUUUUAGAACUUCUUGUUGAUGCUCUCUUCAAAUUGGGAAGUAAAUUAAAUCCUGAACAUAAAUCAAAAUACAUGUAUUUGUUAGCAUAUGCUGCAAGUGUAUGUGAAGGGCUUUCACCUGGCAGACCCGUCAAAGACGAAUUAAAAGCUACAGUGCAGGCUAUUGAAAAAGUACAUGCCGUGUGUUGUAGCUCUGCCAGUUCCAGUGAACUUAUUGCUGAGCUGCCAACGUUAUAUCAUUGUAUACGGUUUCCAGUUGUGGGCAUGGGUGUUUUAGUUUGGGUAGAAUGUGUUGUAACUGAACCUUCAUACUUUAAGUUAUGCACAGAGCAUUGUCCAGUGCAUUUAGCACUUUUAGAUGAAGUUGCAUCUUGUCAUCAAUUACUACAUCAUCGCCUUCUGAGGCUGUUAGUACAACUUUUUGAAUCUCCUCAAGACGAAUUGGAAAUUUUGGUACAGUUGGAGUUAAAAAAAAUGUUGCUUGAUCGCAUGGUAAACUUAUUAAGUCGAGGCUGUGUGGUCCCAGUACUGCGCUAUAUUAAACAAUGUUGGCAGCGCGGCGACACCGACAUUUCUCUGAUACGUUAUUUUAUAACAGAGGUUUUAGAUGCAAUAGCGCCACCAUAUACUCCAGAGUUUGUUCAGUUAGUGUUACCUAUGGUCGAAAAUGAAGAAAUAACAGGUACAAUGAGAGCCGAGGGUGAAAACGAUCCUGUUUCUGAAUUUAUAGUUCACUGCAAGGCGCAUUAUGUAGUUGUUUAA
Molecule: messenger RNA, 1728 nt
Organism: Arctia plantaginis
Lineage: Eukaryota; Metazoa; Arthropoda; Insecta; Lepidoptera; Erebidae
Source: the annotation of a GenBank genome assembly